Messenger RNA from Saccostrea cuccullata (small rock oyster), 876 nucleotides. RefSeq lists its product as uncharacterized. The coding region runs from base 1 to 876 and encodes 291 amino acids. Lineage: Eukaryota; Metazoa; Mollusca; Bivalvia; Ostreida; Ostreidae. The transcript has 2 exons. The record is from RefSeq and is a predicted model, not a curated record.
AUGUGGCUGGGAUAUACUGUUUCCAGCGGUGUUGACAACAGACCAGCUGAGACAACUGAAAGCGUAGCAGCAUUGAUAAAGGAAUCACAGAGGGAUGCAGUAGAACCAGCAUCCUCCCAAAUUUUGGACGACACAUCAGGUGAUACAAUUAUUUCUAGUGCAUGUAGGGCAGCUGUACCCAGCUAUGACAAUGAGUUAGGACAUAACGUCCCAAACAAUGUAAAAAUAAAGAUUGCCAAUGGGGAGUACAUUAAUUUAGGUAUACUGCUUAAUAAUGCCCCAGAAACUGACCCCAGUGAUGACACCAAAUAUUUUUCUCUAAAAGACGGGAAACUUGCAGUUACGACUAAGCCUAAAGCAAAAUCCAUUACGGACAUACAAGUAUGGACUGACGCCUUCCUUACCUUUUCUACGAUUUAUGCAUCCGCUCAUCCCCAUGCAGCGGUAUCUUUGCUCAAAUACAUGCACACAAUACGGUUAGGUGCCAGUCGUAUUAUGGGGUUAGGCUGGCGGGACUAUGACAUGCAGUUCCGACUUAAAAAAGAGCGUAAUCCUGAAUUAUCAUUUGCAGUAGUUGACCAAGAGUUGUGGUUGCUAUAUAUGUGCAACAAACCUAUGACAGUGCAGACUGUGCAGGGAUCAGAACCCAAUCCCCCUGCACUCAAGUGUUAUGGUUUUAAUUAUAAAGGCGCAUGUCCAAGACAACAAUGUCAAUACAGUCACACGUGUAUCCUUUGCUCACAGCCACACCCACACACUAAGCACAAGAAUAUAAUUCACUCUCCAUCAAAUCUUAUGUCGGCAAACACACAGUCAGCAUGGUGCCCUUUGCCCUCAGAAAAUCACGCAGCCCCAAAUACCAAAUACCUAUUAUAG